This is a messenger RNA of Parathielavia appendiculata, 543 nucleotides long. RefSeq lists its product as uncharacterized. The coding region runs from base 1 to 543 and encodes 180 amino acids. The transcript has 3 exons. Lineage: Eukaryota; Fungi; Ascomycota; Sordariomycetes; Sordariales; Chaetomiaceae. The record is from RefSeq and is a predicted model, not a curated record.
AUGGCUCGCCCCGUUAUAUCCUACCGUUAUUCCUCCCUCCCCGACCACUGCAUCCGUCUGCUCCGCCUGAUUCCGCACUGGGACAAGACCGCUCCUCUACAAUGCAGCUUGUUCACCAGUCCCAUCUUGAUAUCGGGCCGAGCCAGUCAUUCGUACGAAGCCUUGUCGUAUGUCUGGGGCUCGCCGGAGAGAACCCAUUAUGUCUGCAUUGACAACUGCGAGCUGCCUGUCACGGCGAGUCUCCACGGGGCCCUGUCGCGCCUCCGAGACUCCCUCAUUGAGAAGAUUGUGUGGGUCGAUGCUAUCUACAUCGACCAGGAGGACUUAGGCGAACGGGAGAACCAAGUUCAGUGCAUAGCCGAGAUAGAUGCCAAGGCGAGCCGGGUGCUGGUCUGGCUCGGGGAAGAGAAGGACGACAGCUCUCACGAUGCGGACGGCGCGGAUGAGCCUGUCCUGGCCCUGCUUGAGCGUCCGUGGUUUACGCGCAUAUGGAGGUUGCCGCCGCCCAACACGUCCUUGUGGUCUGCGGUUCCGCCGGAUUGA